ACUAGAAGAAAGAAGACGACGCUUACCCCAAAACUCGAAUCCCUAGGUGAAGGAGGUUUGGUAAUAUGAAUUGAGAGUCCACGCACGUGUGUAUCUCUCUAUUACCUUCAGGUUUCAUUUUUAUUAGUCUUCUUUUGUCCCAUUUUAGCAAUGAGCUUAACCAAGAAAGCAAGUGAUCCAAAGCUAAGUGGUACUAGUAUCAAGCCAACAACUUUAAACCCUCAUGCUGCUGAGUUUGUUCCGUUUACUCUACGUUCUCCUUCAUCUGGAGGUACAAGUACUUUGGAUGCGGCGACAUCAAGACUUUUAGCUUCCUCUAGUUCUGUUGGGAAAGCGGUUUUGGACCGGACUGAAUCAUCUACAUCACAUCAUUCGGAUGAAGAAGCACGUCAGUUCUGGAGUCAUCAACUUCCUGAUGAUAUAACUCCAGAUUUUGGGUUAAUGACCCAAGAUGACAAUUCUUAUGGAUCUGGGAGUUUGUCAUUAGCUAGCUUGUCGUUGUUUGACGGUAAUGAAGCUGAAAAGUUUCCUUCUGCUAGUGGAGGAUAUGGAUUUUCUGACCAAACUGGAUUAGCUUCACAUAAUGCUAAUGGUAAUAGCUUGGGAGAGAAGAGUAGAUAUCCCAUUUCUUCAUUUGGGGAAGAUCCUCAGCGACCGAGUUUCAUGCAUUUGAGUCCAAAGCCUUGGGAUAAGCAAAUUAUGAAUGCUGAGCAGCUUCUUGGGAAUGACAGGGAAAGAAACCCUUUUAGUGGGAAAUCUCGACAUGGGUUUGUUAACGAUAUGAUUACUGAGAGUCCAGGGGAAAUGGAGGUGAACCCUGUGGAUUUUCUUGCUUCUCAGUUCCCCGGAUUCGCCGUUGAAAGUCUAGCAGAAGUUUAUUUUGCUAAUGGGUGUGAUUUGCAGUUGACAGUUGAGAUGCUUACUCAGCUUGAGCUACAAGUGGAUGGUGGCUUGAAUCAGAACAUAAGCCCUAAGAGUUAUGCUCCUCCUAGUCUAACUCCCAUGGACUUUCCUGCCCUAAGCAUCUCAAAUAGCCAUGGUAUUCCUUCCCAGUUUGGUGGGGAUGAUUUGCAACAAACUGGAAAUCAUUACCAAUCUCCUGAAAAGGAUAACAUGUUCUUCUUCAAGUCGGGACCAUCAGUUACUCAGCCUGGUUCAAUCGAUUAUGUUUCUGCUGUCAGGAAGUUAGCAUCUCCGGAUUCUGGUAUGUGGAAAUAUGAACGAAACGAUUCAGCAGACUCAUCUAUUGGCUCUAGCAGGAAUUCUCAUGCUUCAGCUGGUGCUUACAAAAGUGGCCGUGGGAGGAGUAUAUAUUCUGAUAAGCUGCAAAGUCGAGCCCAAACUCGACCUGCUCCUGUCUGGGUGGAGACCGGAGAUGCUGUUGGCAAUAUGUAUUCUGAGUUACGCGAGGAAGCACGUGACUAUGCACGUUUGCGGAAUGUGUACUUUGAACAGGCACGUCAAGCAUACCUUGUUGGCAAUAAGGCCUUAGCUAAAGAGCUAAGUGUCAAGGGACAGUUGCAUAACAUGCAAAUGAAGGCUGCUCAUGGGAAAGCUCAAGAAGCUAUUUACCGCCAGAGGAACCCAGUGGGUCAAGGAAACAGUAGAGGGAAUGAGAGAAUGAUAGACUUGCAUGGGUUACAUGUGAGUGAAGCUCUUCAGGUGUUGAAGCACGAACUGAGCGUGUUGAGGAGCACAGCUCGAGCAACGCAAGAAAGGCUUCAGGUUUUCAUAUGUGUAGGGACAGGCCACCACACAAGGGGUUCCCGCACUCCGGCUAGACUCCCAGUUGCUGUACAGCGCUACCUACUCGAAGAAGAAGGCCUUGACUAUUCCGAGCCGCAGGCUGGUCUCCUUAGAGUCAUCAUAUACUGACAGACAAAAGCCAGGUUUGUUCAGUUAAUACUUUUUGUAGCAUCAGAGGAUCGAUCCUCUUUCUAUCUUUUUGUCGGGAUCUAUACGAUGUUUUGUUGAUUCUCUGUACUUUUUUUUACAGUUUUACUCUAUAUGCUAUACUCCUUUCUUCUGGAAAUUCUCAUAUUUGUAAUUCUCUUAGAUUUAGUGUGCAUCACUAAGUUUUGAAUUCA
Molecule: messenger RNA, 2087 nt
Organism: Arabidopsis arenosa
Lineage: Eukaryota; Viridiplantae; Streptophyta; Magnoliopsida; Brassicales; Brassicaceae
Source: the annotation of a GenBank genome assembly